Molecule: messenger RNA, 1888 nt
Organism: [Torrubiella] hemipterigena
Lineage: Eukaryota; Fungi; Ascomycota; Sordariomycetes; Hypocreales; Clavicipitaceae
Source: the annotation of a GenBank genome assembly
CCGUAACCACGUUUCUGCAUAGAUACUAGUCGGUAUUUUAUAUUCAAAAAUAUUCAGCAAAGAUGGAUAUAUCACAGGCUGUGUCUGGUUACAUCUCAAAGAUUGUUGCUCCUGCGGGCGACACAUCAUCUUCUAAAAUGAAGGUGUUGUUGUUGGACAAGGAUACAGUCUCGAUAGUUUCCACAGCCAUCAGCCAGUCAACACUCUUAAAUCAUGAGAUUUAUCUUAUCGACCGCUUAGAUAACUCUGCUAGAGAGAAAAUGAGACAUUUACGUUGUCUAUGUCUAGUUCGACCGUCGGCAGAGACAAUUCAGCUUCUUAUCGACGAGCUAAGGCAACCAAAGUACGGGGAGUAUUGCUUAUACUUCACCAACGUGGCUAAGAAAUCAUCUCUGGAACGGCUUGCCGAAGCUGACGAUCAUGAGAUUGUGAAAGUAGUUCAAGAGCAUUUUGCAGACUACACGGUCAUUAAUCCCGAUCUUUUCAGUCUUGAGAUUACACCACCAAGAUGGCGACUCUAUUCAAACAACCCCGAUGCAUGGAACCCUGACUCCUUGCAGAGAUGUGCAGAUGGGAUUAUCGCUUGCUUGCUUUCUCUAAAAAAGAAGCCGCUUAUACGUUACACUAGGAGCAGCCCCCUCGCAAAAAAGCUGGCUAACGAGGUGAAGCAUCAGAUGUCGCAAGAAUCGCAGCUGUUUGAAUUUCGCAAAGUUGACACCCCGCCUAUUCUUCUAAUUCUGGAUCGUCGCGAGGACCCUGUCACGCCUUUGUUGGCUCAGUGGACCUAUCAGGCAAUGGUCCACCAUUUGAUUGGCAUUCAGAACGGCCGAGUUGAUCUCAGCGACGUCCCGGACGUCCGACCAGAACUGAAGGAAAUUGUCCUAUCCCAAGAUCAAGACCCCUUUUUCAAGAAGAAUAUGUUUCUGAACUUUGGUGAUCUUGGCGGCACGAUCAAAGAAUAUGUUGAGCAGUACCAGUCAAAAACCCAAAACAACGCCAAUAUUGAGUCCAUUUCUGAUAUGAAGAGAUUCAUUGAGGAGUAUCCGGAGUUUCGGAAACUAUCGGGCAAUGUCAGCAAGCACGUUGCCCUUGUAUCAGAGCUUAGUCGCCGAGUAGGUCUUGAAAACCUGCUGGAAGUUAGCGAGCUUGAACAGAGUCUAGCCUGUAAUGACAACCAUGCUGCUGACUUGAAUACUAUUCAAAAAUUGAUACAACUACCCCAAGUAUCGGCAAACAGUAAAGUUGGCAUUGUCACGCUAUAUGCGCUCCGCUAUCACAAGCAACCUAACAACUCUGUUUCAAUGCUCAAAGAUCUUCUUAUUGCAGCCGGAAAUGUCACACCCCGCCAGGCUAGUCUUGUCGAUAGCGUUCUGGCAUAUCAUAAAAGCUUGCACAUCUCACCAACACAAGGUGGCAUAUCUGAUAUAUUCGAGUCGGCUGGUAUCUUCUCCGCAGCAUCGGGUCGAUUCAAAGGCUUGAAGGGCGUGGAAAAUGUCUACACUCAGCACAGCACGCUGCUAGAAAGCACUUUACAGAGCCUAGUCAAGGGUCGCUUACGAGAACAACAGUACCCUUUUGUCGAUGGGGGUGCUACCACCAAGGACAAACCUCAAGAUAUUAUUGUAUUUAUGGUUGGUGGAGCUACAUAUGAGGAAGCGAAAACGAUUGCUGGUAUUAAUGCCACCACGCCUGGUGUAAGGGUUGUUCUUGGUGGAACGUCGAUCCACAACGCCUCUACAUUUUUGGAAGAGGUCGAUAAUGCAGUAUCAGGGUGGUCUAUAGGGAACUAAUUUUCGUCAAAUAAUUUAUAUCCGUAUUAUAUACGUAUUUUCAACGACAAUGGUCGGACUAACUGAUGCUCUGGUCAGUUGAGGUAGAAAGGGUGCCA